This is a messenger RNA of Mandrillus leucophaeus (drill), 3171 nucleotides long. Its product is annotated as zinc finger protein 773. The record is from RefSeq and is a predicted model, not a curated record. Bases 213 to 2378 code for a protein of 721 amino acids. NCBI's taxonomy places the organism in Eukaryota, Metazoa, Chordata, Mammalia, Primates, Cercopithecidae. Gene Ontology annotation, molecular function: DNA-binding transcription factor activity; RNA polymerase II cis-regulatory region sequence-specific DNA binding. The transcript is spliced from 6 exons. Gene Ontology annotation, biological process: regulation of transcription by RNA polymerase II.
GUGCGACGCGCAAUGGGCGGGAUUUCCGGCGUCUCUCUUUGGCGUUCACGUUCGCGACUCUCAGGUGAACCCGCGGAAAGCUGGUGGUGGGUUGAGGCGACCAGCGCCGGAAGGGGCCGUGACGACGUGCUCUGUUCUCGCCCCUCAGAGGCGGGUCUGAGGCUCGGUGGCGGCGCCCAGGGUCGCCCUACCCGCUCUACCCACAGGCUCGAAUGGCGGCGGCCGCGCUGAGGGACCCGACUCAGGACUAUGUGACCUUUGAGGACGUAGCUGUCUACUUCUCCCAGGAGGAAUGGAGAUUGCUUGAUGAGACUCAGAGGCUCCUCUGCCGCAAUGUGAUGCUGGAGAACUUUUCACUUCUGGCCUCUCUGGGACUUGCAUCUUCCAAGACCCAUGAAAUAACCCAGCUGGAGUCAUGGAAGGAGCCCUUCAUGCCUGCCUCGGAAGUUGUGACUUCAGCCAUACCGAGAGGUUGUUGGCAUGGAGCCGAGGCCAAGGAGGCUCCUGAGCAGAGUGCUUCUGUAGGACUGUGCAGUUCAAACGUUCAGCAACACCAGAAGCAGCACUGUGGAGAGAAAUCCUUAAAAAGACAAGAGGGCAGGGUCCCAGUUUUGAGGAGUUGCAAGGUUCAACUAUCAGAGAAGUCCUUGCAAAGCAGGGAGGUUGGGAAGGACCUCCCGACCAGCUCAGUUAUUCUCAAGCACCGGGUGACUCACACGGGAGAGAAGUCACAUAGGAGCUCCAAAAGUAGGGAGGCCUUUCAUGGUGGAAAAAGGCAUUUCAAAUGCAGUGAAUGUGGGAAAGACUUUGGUCAGAACUAUUUACUUGUUCAGCACCAGAGACUACACACUGGGAAAAAGCCUUAUGAAUGCAGUGAAUGUGGGAAGUUAUUUAGAGAUAUGUCCAACCUUUUUAUACACCAAAUAGUUCACACUGGAGAAAGGCCUUAUGGGUGUAGUGACUGUGGAAAAUCCUUUAGCCGUAAUGCUCAUCUCAUUGAACACCAGAGAGUUCACACUGGAGAAAAGCCUUUUACAUGCAGCGAAUGUGGAAAAGCUUUCAGGCAUAAUUCCACACUUGUUCAGCAUCACAAAAUCCACACUGGAGUAAGGCCUUAUGAGUGCAGUGAAUGUGGAAAAUUGUUUAGUUUCAACUCCAGCCUCAUGAAACAUCAGAGAGUUCACACUGGAGAAAGACCUUAUAAGUGCAGUGAAUGUGGAAAAUUCUAUAGCCACAAGUCCAACCUUAUCAAACAUUGGCGUGUUCACACUGGAGAAAGGCCUUAUGAGUGCAGCGAAUGUGGGAAGUUUUUUAGCCAAAGUUCAAGCCUCAUGCAACAUCGAAAAGUUCACACUGGAGAAAAACCUUUUAAGUGCAAUCAAUGUGGGAGAUUUUUUAGAGAGAAUUCCACCCUUGUUAGACAUCAGAGGGUUCACACUGGAGCAAAGCCUUAUGAGUGCAGGGAAUGUGGGAAAUUUUUUAGUCAAAGCUCAACCCUCAUGCAACAUCAGAGAGUUCACACUGGAGCAAGGCCUUAUGAGUGCAGGGAAUGUGGGAAAUUUUUUCGCCACAAUUCCAGUCUUUUUAAACAUCGAAGGAUCCACACUGGAGAAAUGUAUUACAAAUGCAGUGAAUGUGGGAAAGACUUUGGUCAGAAAUAUUUACUUGUUCAGCACCAGAGACUACACACUGGGGAAAAGCCUUAUGAAUGCAGUGAAUGUGGGAAGUUAUUUAGCCAUAAGUCCAACCUUUUUAUACACCAAAUAGUUCACACUGGAGAAAGGCCUUAUGGGUGUAGUGACUGUGGAAAAUCCUUUAGCCGUAAUGCUGACCUCAUUCAACAUCAGAGAGUUCACACUGGAGAAAAGCCUUUUACAUGCAGUGAAUGUGGAAAAGCUUUCAGGCAUAAUUCCACACUUGUUCAGCAUCACAGAAUCCACACUGGAGUAAGGCCUUAUGAGUGCAGUGAAUGUGGAAAAUUGUUUAGUUUCAACUCCAGCCUCAUGAAACAUCAGAGAGUUCACACUGGAGAAAGACCUUAUAAGUGCAGUGAAUGUGGAAAAUUCUAUAGCCACAAGUCCAGCCUCAUCAAUCAUUGGCGUGUUCACACUGGAGAAAGGCCUUAUGAGUGCAGUGAAUGUGGGAAGUUUUUUAGCCAAAGUUCAAGCCUCAUGCAACAUCGAAAAGUUCACACUGGAGAAAAGCCUUUUAAGUGCAAUGAAUGUGGGAGAUUCUUUAGUGAGAAUUCCAGCCUGGUUAAACAUCAGAGGGUUCACACUGGAGCAAAGCCUUAUGAGUGCAGGGAAUGUGGGAAAUUUUUUCGCCACAGCUCCAGUCUUGUUAAACAUCGAAGGAUUCACACUGGGGAAAUACAGUGAUUGUGGGAAAUCCUUUAGCCAGCAUUUCAACCUCAUUCAACACCAGAAAGUUCACAGGGGAAAAAAGUCUUGAAGGUAACAAAUGGAAAUCCAUUAGCUACACUUCCAAACUCAUUCAACACUGGACAGACAGUUCACAGAGUGGACAAUGUAGUGAAUAUGGAGAAAGGCCUCAGCCAAAGGCCUAACCUUAUUCAACACCAGAAAGUUUAGACUGGAGAAAGGCCUUAGACUGUCGCUGAUUCAAUAUGAUUCACCUUGCCGGGCACGGUGACUCACACCUGUUAAUCUUACCACUUUGGGAGGCUGAAGCAGGCGGAUCACAAGGUCAGAACAUCGAGACCAUCCUGGUUAACACGACGAAACCCUGUCUCUGCUAAAAAUACAAAAAAUUACCAGGCAUGGUGGCAGGCACCCAUAGUCCCAGCUACUCAGGAGGCUGAGGCAGGAGAAUGACGUGAACCCAGGAGGUGGAAUUUGCAGUGAGCCGAGAUCGCACCACUGCACUCCAGCGUGAGUGACAGAGCGAGACUCCGUCUCAAAAAAAGAAAAACAGAAAACAAAAACCGGGCGUGGUGGCAGGCACCUGUAGUCCCAGCUACUUAGGAGGCUGAGGCAGGAGAUUCACUUGAACCUGGGAGGCAGAGAUUGCAUGGAGCCGAGAUCACGCCACUGCACUCCAGCCUGGGUGACCGAGCGAGACUUCGUCUCAAACAAACAAAUAAAUAAACAAAAAACCCAGAAACUCUGAGGAUAAUCUUUAUGAGGGAGCUGGCAACUGAAUGUCAUUCAU